AUGCCGCCCAAAAAGCCGCAGCUUGCAACGCGCGAGCGGACGCUCUUCUCGCGUCUCGUGCAGGAGUACGAAACGAAGAAGUAUAAGCCUGCACUCAAAACGGCUGAUGCUAUUUUGAGCAAAGUGCCCAACCACGGUGAGACAUUGGCCAUCAAAGGCCUGGUGCUCUGCUCUCUUCAUCGGCGCGACGAGGGUGUGCAACUGGCCAAGCUUGGCCUUCGUUAUGACCUAACCAGCUUUAUCUGCUGGCAUGCUUUGGGCAUUAUUCAUCGCAUGGACCGGAACUACGAAGAAUCACUGAAAUGUUAUGCACAGGCACUGCGCAUCGAAGGUGGAAAUCUCAACAUUGUGCGUGAAUCAGCCUUCAUGCAGCUGCAGCUGCGUAACUAUGCGCCGCUGAUCGAUGCACGCCUAGUUAUCCUUCGUACACAGCCUCAUCUUCGUACAAACUGGCUCGCUCUAGCGAUCGCGCAUGAUUUGGCUGACAACAAAACACAAGCUGUCCGUGUGCUGGCAGGCUACGAAGACGUUUGCCGUAACAUUCCUCCGCAUAACUACGAAUACUCGGAGGUGGUCUUGUACCAUGCAAGUCUCCUUCAUGACUUGGGCGAUGCGGAGGGUGUACUUUCCUUGCUGGAGGCCCAGAAAGGGCAUAUUGUCGAUGAACCUGCGGCCGAUGUCUUGCGAGGUCAAGCAUUGGAAAAGGUGGGCCGGCGUGAAGAGGCAGUCGCGAAGUGGUACAGUAUGGUCGAGCGCAAUCCGGACAACAAGCACUGGAUUGCUGCAUACUUGGACUUGGUCUCGACCGAGGCCACACGGUUGGACAAAUUGGUCGAGCUUCAAACGCAGUUCCCACGCUCCAAUGCCAUGCGCCGUAUGGCACUCGAUGUGGCACAGGGUGAUGCUUUCCGUACCCAUGCCAAGUCGUACUUGGAACGCGCGCUCGUGAAGAACGUGCCUUCGUUGUUUUCCGACGUCAAAUCACUCUACACGCAGCCAGGAAAGCAAGAUGUGGUCGAGGAGAUUGUUGAGUCGUUCCGUCAGGCGUGGGAUCCACGCAAUGCGGAGGCCGCACAGGAACCUCCCUCGUCGUAUCUCUUUGCGAUGUAUUUCUUGGCACACCACUACUCGUACACACAACGCCCUGCCUUGGCAUUGCAGUACAUUGACUCCAUCGUGGCUCAUACACCCUCGAUGCCAGAACUCCACAUGACGCGGGCCCGUGUCCUUAAGCGCUGUGGUGCAUACGAAGCGGCGGCAGAUGCGAUGGAGGAAGCUCGUUUACUGGAUGGACAGGAUCGGUACCUGAACACCAAGACAGCCAAGUACUUACUGCGUGUGAACAAGGUGGAUGAAGCUGCCAAGGUUCUCAAGCUGUUUACUAGGCCUGAUAUGGCAGAUCCCGUGGUGGAUUUGGUGGACAUGCAAGCGAUUGGCUACCUGGUCGAGGACGCAGAGGCACAUGACCGACGUGGUGAGAAGGCUAUGGCGCUCAAGCGAUUCCACCAAGUGGACAAGAUUGUGCAGGACAUUUACGAUGAUCAGCUUGAUUUCCACUCGUACUGCCUGCGCAAAAUGACGUUACGGGCUUACCUCCGCACGAUCCGCUUCGAGGACAACGUGUUUACCCACCCACACUAUCUUCGUGCUGCCCGAGGUGCCAUCGCUGAGUACAUUUGUUUGCAUGAAGACACGGCGCGUUCCACCGUUAAACCGCCCAAGGUGGUGGCUACGGGCGAGCUGGACGAGAAUACGCCACCGCCCGACCCUGAUCCUCGUGGCGAAAUCCUGGCAGCGACAGAGACGCCGUUGGCGGAUGCGCACCACUUUGUUCGUAAACUGGAACUGAAUGCGCCAAAGGACAUUCGUACAUGGAUGAGUGUGCUGGACGUGGCGUUGCGUGAGCCCAAGUGGCUCUUGGCCCUGCGUGCUAUCUCGCUGGCGUACCAACUGGAUUCAUCGUAUCCUGCGUUGCAUGUACAGACCAUUCGCCUACGCCAGGCGCUUGACAAGGCAGGAGAGCUUCCAGCGCCGGUUACGAAUGCGUUGGCUACACUAUCUGCUGAUGUGCCUACUCUCUCCAUGCCUCUACAGCAGUUGCAUACUGAGUAUCUGCAAAAGGCUGGCGGCCUAUCCCCAGCUCAUACGUUGGCCGCUGCAGAGGGCCUAUACCUCAUGGAAGGGUCUACGCAGACACCUCAAGCUGCUGCUGAGCUUGUGCAUACCAUCCUGAAGCAGAAUGCUCCUCUGUUCGUUCUAGAGCAGGCCCGCAGUUUAUUGGCUCGUAUGGAAACAAUGGAAGCUCUACCGGAGUCCGUAAAUGCGGCGACCUUUAGCCAUGCUGCUCACGAACAAUGGCCGCAUGCUGACGCAUUCCUCACUGAGUCUCAACGUGCAUCCAAUGCUCAGCAGCGGCAGGCUGCCCGCGCCAUAUGGCUCUCGUGA
This is a messenger RNA of Malassezia pachydermatis, 2445 nucleotides long. RefSeq names its product n-terminal acetyltransferase auxiliary subunit. The transcript has a single exon. Bases 1 to 2445 code for a protein of 814 amino acids. Gene Ontology annotation, cellular component: NatA complex; cytoplasm. The record is from RefSeq and is a predicted model, not a curated record. Gene Ontology annotation, molecular function: protein-N-terminal amino-acid acetyltransferase activity; protein binding. NCBI's taxonomy places the organism in Eukaryota, Fungi, Basidiomycota, Malasseziomycetes, Malasseziales, Malasseziaceae. Gene Ontology annotation, biological process: N-terminal peptidyl-methionine acetylation.